UAGAGUGAAUAUAGUUUCUGAUAAGCAUAGCACCAGUCAACGUAAGACGUACCAAUGGUAUAGGUCAUUGAAUGAAAUUUGAAUUUAAAAUGUUUAAUAAAAUAUCGUUUUCGUUGUUGAGUGUUCACCUAAUUACCAUUAUAUUUGCCUUAGCAUUAGCUACAACGGUUCAAGCGAGGGCUCAAGGUCUCGAUGGAAAUGAAGGAGACAAUUGUGUCAUUAAUGGCACGCAACAAGAGGGUAUUUGUACAAAAAUAACAGAAUGUGAAAAGCCGUGUGCCAAUGAAGAGAUGAUAUUUGAGAGGUGCCAGAAAACGGGGAGACGAAUGGUGCCCAUUGUCUGCUGUCCGAAAGUUAGACCCACUAAGUCAAUCAGUGCAGCAAAAUGCCUGGAGUAUAAAGAGCUGGCGUGUACGCCAUAUUACUGGUCACGCUUUGACGAUCGGAUAGUAUUCGAAACGAAAGUGUCGAAUUGUGCCUACAACACGCAUCCGGUCAUCAUUGGUGGUAAAGUAGCCCAAAGACGAGAGUUUCCGCAUAUGGCUCUGAUCGCUUGGCGAGAUGAUGAUAAUUUUGGAUGUGGUGGCAUAUUGAUUAGUGAUCAAUUCGUGCUCACUGCGGCGCAUUGCCUUAACCAUCCUAUAUACGGCCCAAUAUCUCACGUUCGAUUAGGUGAACACGAUCAAAGCAAUCCAAAUGAAUCCACACAUAUCGACGUAAAGGUCUCUAAGCUUUUUCCACAUAAGCUCUAUCGGAAACUAUACUAUUACAAUGACAUCGCUUUGAUAAGACUCCAACAUUCGGUUAAUUUUACCGAUGCCAUUCGACCGGCAUGCUUACCUGAAGAACCAACACCUGUCGGUAGCAUCGACGCUACAAUUACUGGAUGGGGUUCUGGACAGCAGAUACAGCAGAUUGACGUUUUGAAGAAAGUGCACAUUGAAGUGUUUGACCACAAAACAUGCAGUGAACAAAACAAACCAAACUACAGAACUCCUGAAGGAGUUCGUGAAACGACUCAGUUUUGUGCUGGAUCCACGACGCACAGACAUACCGCUUGUCGUGGAGAUUCAGGUGGACCACUUCAAAUUAUGCACAAGCACCACCACUGUACAUAUAUAAUCAUUGGUAUAACAUCAGUCGGUAAAGCGUGUGAGAACUUUAGGUAUGGAUCCAUUAGUAUCUAUACUCGAGUAUAUCCUUAUUUAAGUUGGAUAGAAAGUAUUGUAUGGCCAGGACAGUAUAAUGGGUCUAUUCAGGCUGGUGGUUACUGAUGGUGGUUAUUCAAACUGAUUUAUUCAUAAUCCAAUGGUGCACACAAUGGUUAAUAUAUAUAUAUACUUAAUGAAAGAACUAAAGCUUAACUAAUUAGUCAGGGGAUACAGUGCAAGUACAUAGUGGCACUACAACAGUAUGCAAGCGAAUAAAUUUAUCAU
Molecule: messenger RNA, 1436 nt
Organism: Bradysia coprophila
Lineage: Eukaryota; Metazoa; Arthropoda; Insecta; Diptera; Sciaridae
Product: mast cell protease 1A-like
Biological process (GO): proteolysis
Molecular function (GO): serine-type endopeptidase activity
Source: RefSeq, a predicted model, not a curated record